AUGUUGAGCAGCAAAAUGGCAGCGUUAUUUUGGCUCCCAAAAAGGAACCCGCCUCAAGGACAGGCAAAGAGCGGGAUCAGCUGUUAUUCACGAUGGUGGUUCGAUGAUGUUCUCGUCGGAAGACUUAGCGUAUGCUUUGAAAGAGACGGUACUCUAACCGUUCCCGUAAACGAGAUGCCUAAGGAGUUGAGGGCACUCAUCAAUCGAGCAGACGCCAGUAAAUUAACCAUCGAAAUAACUGCUUGCCGUGAAGCAGCUGCUUCAUUCGACAUUGCAGAUUUAUCGGCACAAAAGAAUCGCAAUUGGGCUGCUCUCGAUCGAUCCUGGAAGCAGUUUUAUGAACUGCUCACCAGCCAAUAUGCAACAGAUAGUAAUCUCUUCACUCAAUUCGGCUUCGGGUGUCUCUACUGUCAAAAAGCUUCUGAAAACGUUGGCUAUGGAAUGCAGAGAUUCUUUGGCGCUCGUAAAGGGAUCAAAUUCAUUGAAGGAAGACGUGGCCAACCAGGCGGUGUUGUCCCUGCAUUGAUACUUGACCAUCGUGUCGGGUUGUUCUUCAAAAGUCAGAACCUUAUGCACAGUGUUCGCGAAAUCGAUGGUCUACAAAAUGUUGAGCGCUUCGAUUUUAGUCAGAACAAUAGAGGAAUGAAUCCCAAAUGGCGUGAAGUUAAUGACUUCGUAAAAGGUGUGCGUAUGCUAUACAGUGGUACUGCAUCGAAUCCGAUCAGCUUCGUAGCCAUAGGAAUCAGCAGGAAGCCUAUUGUGGAUCUCGAAGAUGAGCUUCCAAACAAUGCCAGAACUAAAGUUAGCGUACUGUCAAAGUUCUUUGGCACGAAUGUAAGAAUCAACCCUCAUUGGCCAGCAGUGGAAUGGCGAAUACGAGGUAAAAUACAGUACUUCCCGAUGGAGUUGCUUCGAGUGGAACCGAAUCAACGUGUACCGCUAGAGAAACAGCUAACUGCAAAAUCGGUGGGUCCGGAACAAUUUUUAUUGUUUGUUAUUAUGAUUUAA
This is a messenger RNA of Cooperia oncophora, 1008 nucleotides long. The record is from the annotation of a GenBank genome assembly. Lineage: Eukaryota; Metazoa; Nematoda; Chromadorea; Rhabditida; Trichostrongylidae.